Molecule: messenger RNA, 1706 nt
Organism: Diprion similis
Lineage: Eukaryota; Metazoa; Arthropoda; Insecta; Hymenoptera; Diprionidae
Gene: TyrRS-m
Product: tyrosine--tRNA ligase, mitochondrial
Exons: 3
Coding region: 229-1623 (464 amino acids)
Biological process (GO): tyrosyl-tRNA aminoacylation
Cellular component (GO): mitochondrion; cytosol
Molecular function (GO): ATP binding; RNA binding; tyrosine-tRNA ligase activity
Source: RefSeq, a predicted model, not a curated record
UAGCGUACAGCGAAAUGUUGGCCUUUGUCAAAGUUCCCCAGAUUUUUAACAAUAAUAACGUGCGUCACAUGUGAGGGAUUCGUAACGAUACCGGUUUCGUUAUUGUUAGCAAUUUCCCAUCAUCGGCAGUUUUGAAGAUAUACAUAUACAUCUUAACUGAGUUUCGAAGAAUAAUAAAAAAUUCUUUGAAAAAUCAAACCAAAGAAUUGAAAUAGAAUAAUUCUUAAGAUGAGUGUAAGGCAUUUGUGGAGGUUAUGCACGGCCUGUAGGCACGAUUUAAAGAGUAUUAGAACGUACAAAACGUACAAAAGUAGAAACGUUUUAAGACUUUACGACAGAGGAAUGUUUCAGGAUAUUUUUCCAGACACUUCGGCAGGAGAAGUAAUCGACCUUCUUAAUUCGUCGCCGCAGACGGUAUAUGCCGGGUUUGAUCCAACGGCGGACAGUUUGCAUAUUGGAAAUCUAUUAGUAUUGAUGAAUCUUCUACAUUGGCAAAGAUCUGGCCAUCAAGUAAUAGCUGUAGUAGGAGGAGCUACGGGACAGAUAGGAGAUCCGAGUCACAGAAAGUCAGCGCGUACCGAAAUGGAACAGGUCCUAAUAAAUAAGAACAUAGAAGGUAUAUCGAGAAACAUUAGAACGAUAUUUGAAAAUCAUGAGGAACUUUUUUGGGAUGAUAACAAAAAACCAAAACGUGUUAUGAUUGUCAACAAUAUAGACUGGUACAAGGAUAUAAGUGUGCUUGAUUUUCUAAGAAGUGUAGGAAAGUAUUUCAGACUCGGUACAAUGCUCAGCAAAACAUCCGUACAGACGAGACUAAAUUCAGAAACAGGAAUGAGCUUUGCUGAGUUCUCUUACCAGGUCCUUCAAGGCUACGAUUGGUUCUAUCUACUGGAGAAGUACAAUUGUAGAUUUCAAAUUGGUGGCAGCGAUCAAAUGGGUAACAUCGAUGCUGGGUUCGAUUUGAUCGGCAGAGUAACUGAGACAAGGGUCUUUGGUCUGACGCUACCAUUAAUCACAACAGAAAGUGGUGAAAAGUUUGGCAAAUCUGCCGGCAAUGCUGUAUGGUUGUCAGAGAAUAAGUCUUCCAGUUUUCAACUCUACCAAUUCUUCAUGCGCACCAAAGACUCGGACGUUCAUCGAUUCCUAAAAUUCUUCACAUUUAUCCCAUUGGGACGUAUUGCAGAAAUUAUGGCUACCCACGAAAAAAAUCCCGAACAACGUACAGCACAAAAAAUACUAGCUGAACAUGUUACUCGAUUGGUGCAUGGAGAAGCAGGCUUGAAAACAGCACAGCAAACUACAUCCAUACUUUACGAUAAGUCGAUUGAAAGUUUAUCCAAUCUCAGUGCCGAUGAGAUGGUCACCGCAUUUCAAGGGGCAACUUUAAUUGAAGUAUUGCCUGAGCCAGGCUUGACGGUGCUACAACUUAGUUUGAGAGCAAAUUGUUUUCCGGAUGAAACUAAUGCAAUAAGAAUUAUUACCGCUGGUGGUUUUUACAUCAAUCAUCAAAGGAUUAAAAAUAUUGAAGAAGUAAUCACUCCUGGGGUUCAUAUCAUGCCAAAUAAUUUGACGAUGUUAAGGGUAGGAAAGAAAACGUAUUAUAUUGUGAAAUGGGUCUCAUAACAGCUGAAGGAUGUAAGUAUGUCGUAUAAUUUGUAACCAAGUGUACAAAAUGUGUAUAAUAAAUUACUUAGUUGUUAUUUUAA